CGAUUUUUCUGAUCUGUGACUCCAAGCUAAACACACGCGUUUUCAUUUCGUUUUAGUUUAGUUUUCAAGCUCCCCAUUCAUACAAUAAACUAAAGAAUAACUGGCGAGUGUCACUAAAACGAUUCGGGCUUCAUGAAAGUUUCAUCACGAACCACAGUAUGGCAAUCGAAAGCGCGCCAAAUCGGCUCUGUCAGUACGGAAUGUUUAUUUCUGUAGUCGCAGUGUUGUUUUUCUAGUUCGGAUUAAAAAUCCUUAUUGUAGCGUAAAUCCUUUGAAUAAAAUAGUUAUUUUUCCUUAAAAGUGACAGACAAUAACCGGACCAAAAAUGGAUCAGUAUCCCACGGAAGAAGAGGAGUACGAGCUGAUGUACGGCGAUGAUCUGGACGCUAUGCAUGAUUUGGAGUUUGAGAUGACCCCAGCCAAUGUUGCGGGUAACAAGGCACAAGAAAAGCUUCCAGAACCACCUCGAGCAUCGACAGCGUUUUCCAACUACAGCCGAGGGGGCCUUCUGGAUAGUCCCUCCAUGUCUCAGGUCAACGAAGACAGUCCGCUGAGAAGUCCUGCUUAUUCGCAAAUUCCAAGAAACGCUAGUACCAUCCAUAAACGUUUGUUCGGAACACCGGGCCCCUCAGAGCAGUACGGGCGGCAAGCCUCAACCCCGUUUCCUGGUGCGUCAAGUGCGGAUGCUUUAUCAGAAAUUCCAAAUCUAGGACUCAAUACCCGCAAACGUCGCCUCGAUGCACUGUUCGGAGAUAUUCAGGACAUCGAGGACGAUGGUAGCGUGUACAAUUUUUGCCACCAAGGUGCAACGAAGAAAACAAAAACGGAAGAGGAACUUGAUAUGGAACUGAUUGAAAAGAUCGUCAACGCUAGGAAACAGUUUCAGGCUGUUAUCAAUCCCACCAAAUCAAGUGGGCUGGCCAGAGCGGAGGCUCUUCAUCGGUUCAAGAUGCAGAAUCUUUCGUACACGGUUCCAAAAUGGCCUUUUGCGACGGUUAUACGUAGCGAUAAAGAACGGGUCUAUGUGCGUUUCCACUCGGAAGACUUCGAAACUAAUGCUAUCGACGAAAUCAAUUGUUUCAAGAAUGGUUACAAUGGACUGUUGGGAGAUGCCAAAGAAAGAAUCUGGGACGAAGCAAAGGAAAUUAUCAACAAACGAUUAGAUGCACCGGAAAGAGCAAUCGAACCAGAUCCGGACGUGCAAAUUGUCCUCCAAAACCAUGGACAGGAGCUUUGGGUUGAAAAGUACCGGCCUAAACGGUACAUUGACUUACUGUCUGACGAAACGACCAACCGAAGUCUGUUGCAGUGGCUAAAACUUUGGGACAAGGCUGUCUUUGGACGAGAACCGAAAAAGCCCAAAGACACUAAGCAGCUGAAUAGCUUCAACAAAAAGACCGGUCGUUUCGAGACAAACGGCGGCUGGAAAAAGAAGAACAGAAUGGCUCUCAAUACGGAGUUGGACGAGCAUGGAUGCCCAAUCCAGAAGAUUGCCUUGCUUUGCGGACCACCCGGUUUGGGAAAAACUACAUUGGCCCAUACGAUUGCAAAACAUGCUGGAUAUGUUGUACGAGAAGUCAAUGCUUCGGAUGAUAGAAGUCCAGAAGCUUUUCGUCUGGCACUAGAAAGUGGAACCCAGAUGAAAUCGGUACUCAAUGCAGAUAAGCGUCCCAAUUGCAUAGUGCUGGAUGAAAUAGAUGGAGCCCCAGUGGCGACAAUAGAUUUUCUCAUUCGAUUUGUUUCCGGUGCUGUAGCUCAGAAAGGAGCCAAGAAAGCCAAAGGCGGUAAAGACGACAAAUUCAUCCUGAAACGUCCAAUAAUUUGUAUCUGCAAUGACAUGUAUGUUCCGGCUUUGAGGCAACUGAGACAAAUUGCUUUCGUAGUCAAUUUUCCACCAACGGAGUCGGCACGAUUAGCUGAAAGACUCCUGCUAAUAGCAAAGCGAGAAAAAAUCCACACCGAUCUAACAUCGAUGCUUGCAUUGGCUGACAAAACUGGUAACGAUGUUCGAUCGUGCCUAUCCAUGCUACAGUUCCACAGUUCUCUGAAAAAACCAUUAAGACUGACAGACGUACUGAAGUGCAAUGUUGGCCAGAAGGAUCGUCACAAGGGUCUGUUUGGAAUUUGGUCCUCGAUAUUUCAGAUUCAGCGACCUCGAAAAACGCUGGUGGAGGCGGAUAGUGCCACAUCCAGUGAAUCCAUCGUGACCCUCACGGAUAUGUCGCCGGCAACGAGGAUGGCCAACAUCCUGGACGUGCUGCAUAUGGCCGGCGACUACGACCGGUUGAUGCAGGGCGUGUUUGAGAACUAUCUGCACCAAAGGAUGCCGGAUCCGAACAUGGCCGGAGCGGCUGAAGCGGGUUCUUGGUUUUGCUUCAACGACCGCAUCCAGCAGCAGGUGAACCAUCUGCAGAACUACUCAAUCUAUCCCUACUUGACCUACGCGUUCGUCAUGUGGCACUAUCUGUUCGCCGGGCUGGCCUGGCCGAAGAUAAAUUUCCCUUCCAAGGGAUUCGAGAAUUCUCAAAAGCUGGCCACCUGUAAGCUGAUACUGGCCGGUCUCCGGAAAGGGCUCUCGGCUCAGCUCAAGGGCAUCGGCGAAGGACCAACGGUGCUGCUGGAUACGGUGCCGCUGCUCAAGCGUGUCAUUAACCCCUCGCUUCGAUCCGUGUCGCUGCAGCUGCUGACGCCCAAGGAAAAAUCGGACCUAACCCACACGGUCGAGGUGAUGGCCGAUUUCGGGCUGAACUACAUCCAGCUGAAAUCCGCCGAAGGAACCUACCAGUAUCAGCUGGAUCCGGAUAUCGAACAGCUCGGUCAGUAUCCGGGUGUUUCGUCGCAGAACUUCAGCUACUUCGGCAAGCAAAUUGUGGCCAGGGAAGUUGAGCUUGAGCAAAUGAGACGCGCUCAGCCGAAGGCGGCCGCCGCUGGUUCUGGUGUUUCAAAACCCCUCGAAGGCAAGAAUGCCACUAGCUCCCGGAAGCCAGUUCCGGCUAAGACAUCGAGCAAAAAGGACGAUCCAAAGGCAGAGUUGCCAAACCAUUUGCAGACUUUGAAACCCAAGGAAAUAUCCAGCAAAGUGAAACAGGUGGUAUCGAAGGAUUUCUUUGGGCGGAUCACCACUAGGGAAACUACCAUCUCUGUCCAAGAAGGUGGCACUGAUACGAUUGUUAAGAGCCCGAUCUGGUAUCGCUACAAGGAAGGAUUCAACAAUGCUGUUCGCAAGGAUGUCACUCUACGUGAUUUAAUGUGAGAUAAACAAUGUGUUUCGUUUACUAAUGUUUCAAUGUUAAUAAAAAGGGGAUAUGUCUGAAAUUUCAUAAGUAAUUUACGUUGGACUCCACGUAAAUUACCAGCUAUUAGUCAGAGAGCAUCCAUAGUACCAGAUGGAGUCGACAGAGUUAAAAUAAAAGUAAUCCAUAGG
This is a messenger RNA of Uranotaenia lowii, 3424 nucleotides long. It is a transcript of the gene cutlet, whose product is annotated as chromosome transmission fidelity protein 18 homolog. Lineage: Eukaryota; Metazoa; Arthropoda; Insecta; Diptera; Culicidae. Bases 326 to 3253 code for a protein of 975 amino acids. The transcript is spliced from 11 exons. The record is from RefSeq and is a predicted model, not a curated record. Gene Ontology annotation, molecular function: ATP hydrolysis activity; ATP binding.